AUGCCAGACCUGACCUCGCAUGGGGAUGUACAUAUUCCCUUUGAUCCUGCCCAGGGACAUGCGGAUCCGAGUCGGCUCUUGGGCUUGACAUUACAUCCGCCGGACUUCUCACUGCCCGAUUUCUCUGUCGCUAUCGCGUUAAGGAUCGAGAACUUGGAUGUCAUGGAUGCGCUCGCUACACGAAUACUGGGGGUAUUGGCUAAGGGGCCGUAUCAGGAGACGCUCAACAUCGUGACUCGACUCGACACGUUAGACUCGCAAGCAUAUCGCGUUCUCGUGUCUGCUUUUACGUCAUUGAAGAAGCUAUACUCCGAGGAAGCUUUCUUCAAUGCUGAUCUUCUUGGAUUGAUUGAUCCUGAGCAGCGGGGUGUCGUGAGAAAAACCAAUCUGGCGACUUUCGUUAGUAGUGUGUUCGGCAGUACGGAGGUUGGGUUCUUUCAUUUGAAUGAGCAUUUCUUGGAUGUGUUUGUUCCGGACGGUGGGAGGUUGUUGAAGCCUCAGGGACAGCUAUUCCUGGAUUUGAAGACUCAGGCGUAUAUUAGUGCGAUGACGCAAGCCGAGCGACCUCAGCACGAGAUCAUUGAGGAAUUGUUCCCUAGUAUUCUCCCUCAGCUCUUGGUUGCCCGACAUCCCCAUUCGUCCAAGAAUUUGUCGCAAUCGGAGACCGACUUCAUCAAUAAGGCGCAGCAACGCCGCGAAGUUCUUGAGCAGACUACAUCACCGGAAGGCCUUGCUGUCCUCGGUGAGAAAUAUGUAUGGCAGGGCUUUUUGAAGGAUGUCGCCGAAUAUGUUGCCAAGAAUCACGAAUCUAUUGUUGGUGUGGGCGGUCGUAAGAGGCGAGCAGGGAUGAACGGGACGGCGAAAGAGCCGCAGAUGCCGAAGCCGAGUCGAAGGGUUCAGGUUAUUCCAGGAUACCCAGCCCAACAUCAUUGGCAAGGUGCGGACGGUACUCCUGUCGCGCUCCACAAGAUCGACCCCACUCUUAGUACGCAGCAGCAGUAUGAACGUGCUCGCGCUGCUGCACGGCCGAACCCGACUAGACGUGGUAAGCCGACGCAGCGAAGACAUUGGUCGAAAGAGGAGGAAGAUGCGUUGUUUGCUGGUUUGGAUGCGUUGAAGGGACCGCACUGGAGUCAGAUUUUGGCGUUGUAUGGGCCUGGUGGGUCGAUCUCCGAGGCGUUGAAGGACAGAACGCAGGUUCAGUUGAAGGAUAAGGCGCGUAACCUGAAGCUCUGGUUCCUCAAGAACAACUUCGAAGUCCCACAUUACUUGAAGUGCGUCACUGGUGAUCUGAAACGA
Saitoella complicata NRRL Y-17804 is the source of this 1299-nucleotide messenger RNA. RefSeq lists its product as uncharacterized. The annotation marks the transcript as partial. The record is from RefSeq and is a predicted model, not a curated record. Gene Ontology annotation, biological process: telomere maintenance via telomere lengthening. The transcript is spliced from 2 exons. Gene Ontology annotation, molecular function: double-stranded telomeric DNA binding; protein homodimerization activity. NCBI's taxonomy places the organism in Eukaryota, Fungi, Ascomycota, Saitoellomycetes, Saitoellales, Saitoellaceae.